Molecule: messenger RNA, 1374 nt
Organism: Sphenostylis stenocarpa
Lineage: Eukaryota; Viridiplantae; Streptophyta; Magnoliopsida; Fabales; Fabaceae
Source: the annotation of a GenBank genome assembly
AUGGAAGGGGUGGCCAUGCUGAAGCAGCUAAUUGGUCAGCUUCAGCACCUCUUGGACUCUUCCCAUUCCCACUCUCUCAUUCUUCAACCUUCUCAUCACACUCUCCUCUUCCAACAACAACACCCCAGAUGGACCUCUCUUGACGUUGAAGAUAGCUCUGUGGAUGACUUUUGUGGCCUUGUAAUGACAGCGGGAAAGUCUGGCAGUUUUAGGAUGUCAGAGCCUGUAAAGCCUCCACCUACUAAGAAGUCUCGUAGAGAUAGAAGCAGGGGUAAAUCAUCUGGACGAUCCUGUACAACUGAAGUUAUGGAACAAGAGAUUUGGAAAGAUUUUCCUGAAGAUUUAUUUGAAGCUGUGAUUGCACGACUUCCCAUUGCUACAUUUUUCCGCUUCCGCUCUGUCUGCCGGCAGUGGAAUUCCAUGCUGACUUCUCAAAGUUUUUCUCAGCAUUGUACUCAAGUUACACAAGCAAAUCCAUGGUUUUACACCAUUACCCAUGAAAAUGUGAAUUCGGGAGCCAUGUACGACCCUUCUUUGAAAAAAUGGCACCACCCAACUAUAUCAACACUGCCCACAAAAUUGAUUGUUUUACCCAUGGCUUCUGCUGGUGGUUUAGUUUGCUUUCUUGACAUUGGUCAUCGAAACUUCUUUGUUUGUAACCCACUGACUCAAUCCUUCAAGGAAUUGCCUGCUCGAUCAGUUAAGGUCUGGUCGCGUGUUGCUGUAGGGAUGACAAUAAAUGGAAGCUCAGCUGGUUCAGGCUACAAGAUCUUAUGGGUGGGUUGUGAUGGAGAAUACGAAGUUUAUGACUCAGUCAGGAAUUCUUGGAUUCGUCCAGGAAACAUGCCUGCAGGUAUGAAGCUGCCGCUGUCGCUCAACUUUAGGUCUCAAGCUGUCUCUAUUGACAGCAUGCUUUACUUCAUGCGCUCAGACCCAGAAGGGAUUGUUUCUUACGAUAUGGCAACUGGGGUUUGGAAACAAUAUAUAAUCCCAGCGCCAUUGCAUCUGACUGACCACACUCUGGCUGAGUGUGAUGGCCAGAUCAUGCUCGUGGGUUUGCUCACGAAGAAUGCAGCUACUUGUGUAUGCAUAUGGGAGCUGCAGAAAAUGACACUCUUGUGGAAGGAGGUUGACAGAAUGCCAAACAUAUGGUGCUUGGACUUUUAUGGGAAGCACGUUAGAAUGACUUGCCUGGGGAACAAAGGCUUGCUCAUGUUGUCCUUGAGAUCAAAACAAAUGAACCGAUUGGUUACUUACAACAUAGCAAGGAAAGAAUGGCUGAAGGUUCCUGGGUGUGUGGUGCCGCGUGGGAGAAAACGACAGUGGAUAGCAUGUGGUACUGCAUUUCAUCCGUGCCUGACGGCUGUGGCAUGA